Drosophila navojoa is the source of this 2420-nucleotide messenger RNA. RefSeq names its product homeotic protein deformed (gene Dfd). Gene Ontology annotation, cellular component: nucleus; nucleoplasm. The record is from RefSeq and is a predicted model, not a curated record. Gene Ontology annotation, molecular function: DNA-binding transcription factor activity, RNA polymerase II-specific; RNA polymerase II cis-regulatory region sequence-specific DNA binding. Lineage: Eukaryota; Metazoa; Arthropoda; Insecta; Diptera; Drosophilidae. Gene Ontology annotation, biological process: positive regulation of transcription by RNA polymerase II; anterior/posterior pattern specification.
AUGAGCUCAUUCCUCAUGGGCUAUCCACAUGCGCCACAUCAUGUCCAGAGCCCCAUGUCCAUGGGCAAUGGGCUAGAACCGAAGUUCCCGCCGGUUGCCGAUGACUAUCAUCACUACAAUGGCCACUACUCCAUGACCGCCUCGACGGGUCACAUGGGUGGCGUUGGUGUUGGUGUCGGCGGCGGUGGUGGCGGCGGUGGUGUCGGUGGUGGGGGCGUUGGGCUCGGUGGCGGCGGCCCUGGUAUGUCUGGGCACCCGCACGCUACGCAUCCGGCGGAAAUGGUCAAUGAUUAUAUGGCCGCCGCAGCGCAUCACCACAACCAUAACCCGCUCCCGCACUCGCACCAUCACAGCAACAGCGCGCUCUCUGGCCACCAUCACCAGAACACGGGCUACACCACAAACUACGCCACAACGCCGCCCACGCACCAUCCGCAUUCGCAUCCGCACCAGAGUCUGGGCUAUUAUGGCCACCAUGCCGCGGCGGCGGCCGCUGCAGCCGUGCACCACGCACCCGAAUAUAUAUCGGCCGGAGUGGUGCACUCUGAAGCCGGUUACGGGCCGCCGCCGUCGGUAAACGUGCCAAACAGCAGCAGUGCUAACGGCUCGAAUGGAUACUACGGCGGCUACUAUGGCACCACAAACGGCAGUGUGGGCAGCACCCACUCCCAAGGCCAUUCGCCCCUCUCCUCACAGAUGAUGGACCUGCCACUGCAAUGCUCCUCGACGGAGCCACCAACGAACACCUCGCUGGGUCUGCAGGAAUUAGGUUUAAAGCUAGAGAAGCGACUCGAAGAAGCCGCGCCCACUGGUCAGCAACUGCAGGAAGUGUUACACUGUGAUGAUAUGGGAUCAGAAAAUGAUAUGUCGGAAGAGGAUCGCCUGAUGCUCGAUCGAUCCCCAGACGAGUUGGCGUCCAACGACAACGAUGACGAUCUGGGUGAUUCAGACAGCGAAGACGAUCUGAUGGCGGAGACAACCGACGGGGAGCGCAUCAUUUACCCCUGGAUGAAGAAGAUUCACGUAGCGGGCGUUGCGAAUGGCUCAUAUCAGCCAGGCAUGGAGCCGAAACGCCAACGCACCGCCUACACACGCCACCAGAUACUCGAGCUGGAGAAGGAGUUCCAUUACAAUCGCUACCUGACCCGACGGCGGCGCAUCGAAAUUGCGCACACGCUGGUGCUGUCGGAGCGCCAGAUCAAGAUCUGGUUCCAGAACCGCCGCAUGAAGUGGAAGAAGGACAACAAGCUGCCCAACACCAAGAAUGUGCGCAAGAAAACGGUCGAUGCCAAUGGCAAUCCAACACCGGUAGCCAAGAAGCCCACAAAGCGCGGCACUGCCAAGAAGCAGGCCCAACAGCAGCAACAACAACAACAACAGCAACCCCAACAACAGCAACAGCAAACGCCGGUGAUGAAUGAGUGCUUACGCUCUGAUAGUCUUGAGAGCAUUGGAGAUGUCAGUUCCUCGCUGGGCAAUACGCCGUACAUUCCCGCUGCCACGGACUCGGCGAAUCUGACGUCCUGCGGCAAUGGUAAUGGCAAUGGCAAUGGCUAUGUUGGAUCUCAGCAGCAUCCAGUACAUCUCAACAGCAAUAACAACAACAAUAACAACAACAACAACAAUAACAGCAGCAACCUCAACAACAACAACAAUCAAAUGCACACGGGUCUGCACAGCCACCAUCAACAGCAGCAACAGCAAUCCGAUCUCAUGAACAAUCUGCAGCAGCACAUCAAACAGGAUUAUGAUCUGACGGCGCUCUAGGAGAUCCUUGGCGCGCCCACAGCUCAGCUAGUGCAUUGAGUCCUUUAGUUUGAAUCCUUUAGUUAGCCCCGCAAUACUUUCUGGCACCAAGUUCUUUAACUUUAAGUCGUAAUCAUCAUGCAACCCCCAUUUUUGUACACCCGUCGAGUCAUCGAUCGGGACAAUUCGGAGUAUACAGUGAAAGAAAAAGUAUAUCUAGUUAGUUAAGCACCAAACCAACGACCACUGGGCCACAACUUUGGCGUUACCCAAUCCAUGCCGACCUUGGCAGGAACACCCCCUGUAAAUUAGCGGUACUUAAUUAGAGGUACGUUUUGUAUAAAGCAUAGCAAAUUAAUUGUAAGCGAAAGCCCAAUUUGUCAUAGUUGUAAGUGGAAAGAAAUAUAUGAGUAAAUGUAUAAUUAUCAUUAUUAUUAUUAUUAUAUAAUUAUUAUUAUUAUUAUUAAAAUUAUUAUUAUUAAUACUAUUAUUAUUGUAUCCAACUAGUUGCAUCUGUUGUGCGUAGAUAUUAAUAUAAGUUCGAACGUAUAUUUUAUGGAUACAACCAACAAACAAACAGACAGAGAAACAAACAUGCAUAAGUAUAUAAAUAUACCUAGACAAUAUGAAAACCAAAUAAACCGAACAAAUUUUACUUGGAAUUUACAAAUGUA